Exophiala viscosa is the source of this 2162-nucleotide messenger RNA. Its product is annotated as elongation factor EF-1 alpha subunit. NCBI's taxonomy places the organism in Eukaryota, Fungi, Ascomycota, Eurotiomycetes, Chaetothyriales, Herpotrichiellaceae. The record is from RefSeq and is a predicted model, not a curated record. Gene Ontology annotation, biological process: translational elongation; translation. Bases 315 to 2060 code for a protein of 581 amino acids. The transcript has 5 exons. Gene Ontology annotation, molecular function: GTP binding; GTPase activity; translation elongation factor activity.
CAAAGUGAUCUUCUCAUUCCUUUAUAAAGAAAAUCAUAUUCAAUAUUACUAUUACUCCCACUCUGCAACGUCCUCAAAGCCUUCAUUAAAUCGAGCAUAAAAUUGCCCAUAUCACAUCCUACCAAUCUUUUAUCCGCACCCCGCAGGUCACCCGUCGUGCCGUGUCACUCCAAUCAAUUAUCGAAUCCAGUGGCGUCACACUCUUGACCAGUCAGAAACAGAUUUCACCCUUGAGGCUCAAGUAUUCUCUCAAAAUCGAGCCUUGCGGUUUGUCAUAGAACCUGCUUGCAUCGGUCGCCUCCCUGGCCGCGGUCAUGAGUAAUCGCCGUGUCAAGUCUCUGGCUCUGGAGGCCGACGACUAUGAUGCGGAUGACUACGACGAGUACGCUGGUGGUGACGACAAUUUUGACAGCGGCGGAGACAGUGAGCUCUCGCCAGAAGACAAAGAACAGAUGCGUCUAGGCGCCAUCAAAGUCCGAGAAGCAUUAGGCUCAGCCAUACCCGUAUCGGACAAGGAGAUCCAGGAGACUCUGUGGCAUUAUUACUAUGAUGUCGGAAAGUCUGUGGUCUACCUGAAAAAUCAACACAAAGCUACUCCUACCCCUCUAAAGAAACAGUCGAACGUCUCAAAGAAUCCAAGUCCUGACGAUGUUGUGACAAAGGCACAGACAAAAGCGCCAACACCAGUCAAACAAAAGCCCAAAGACACACCCAAAUCUAAGUCCACACUGUCAAAUGGUGUCCAGGACUUGUCAAUACAGGACGUGCCCAAAAUCAAGAGCAAGAACAUAGAUGUCAUCUCAGAAUACAAGAAGAUCAAGCGGAAAAAUGCGGCCAAUUUUGUGGUUAUUGGCCAUGUUGAUGCUGGUAAAAGUACCUUGAUGGGCAGACUGCUCUUCGACCUGAAAGCUGUUGAUGAUCGAACAAUGGAGAAAUACCGGAAAGAGGCUGAACGUAUUGGAAAAGGCUCGUUUGCCUUUGCAUGGGUGCUCGAUCAAGGCACUGAAGAAAGAGCUCGCGGCGUCACCAUUGAUAUUGCCACCAACAACUUCGAAACGGAAAAGACCAGCCUCACCAUUCUUGAUGCCCCAGGGCACCGAGAUUUUGUGCCGAACAUGAUUGCUGGAGCCAGUCAGGCAGACUUCGCUGUCCUCGUUAUUGACGCGUCAACGGGCAAUUUUGAAUCAGGUCUCAAGGGUCAAACCAAAGAACAUGCCCUUCUUGUCAGAUCUAUCGGCGUUCAGCGACUGAUCGUCGCCGUCAAUAAGAUGGAUGUCGCCGACUGGUCUCAAGCACGGUUUGACGAGAUUCGGCAGCAAAUGGCCGGCUUCCUGUCUAGUGCCGGAUUUCGGCCGAAGAACAUCGCAUUCGUUCCCUGCUCCGGUCUACAAGGCGGCAACAUUCUCACAAGGGCUUCAGAUCCCAAGGCGUCGUGGUAUUCUGGCCCAACGUUGGUAGAAGAACUGGAUCUGUCAGAGCCAUCCACGCAUGCGCUGGACAAACCUUUGCGAAUGACCAUCAACGAUGUCUUUCGAGGAGGCGUUCAGAAUCCGUUGUCUAUAUCGGGGCGAGUGGAAGCUGGUAACAUUCAAGUUGGCGAGCAAGUCGUCAUCAUGCCUAGCGGAGAAAAGGCGCAAAUCCGAAGCCUAGAGGUCGACGACGAGCCACAAGAAUGGGCAGUGGCAGGCCAGAAUGUCGUCCUGAACCUGACGGACCUUGAUCCCAUCCAUCUGAAGACCGGAGAUGUUUUAUGCAGUCCUGUAUCGCCGGUCAAAAACAUCACCAAUUUCACGGCGAAAUUACUGGCUUUCGAACACCUCACGCCGAUGAACAUUGAUGUGCACAGAGGCCGUCUACAUGUACCUGGCCGAAUCAUUCAGCUGGUGGGAGUAUUAGACAAGGCCUCGGGUGCUGUGCUGAAGAAGAAACCGAAAAUCGUCCAACCUGGUGCUGUCGUCCGCGUUGUUGUACAGCUCGACCAGGCUGUUCCCCUGGAGGCGCCAUCCAGGGUCGUUCUGAGAGCAAAUGGAGAGACCGUCGGGGCUGGCUUGAUUGAGUAAAGAAUCGAGAUAAUGAACUUGAAGCGAACACCAUGGCUAUUCAACACCAUCUUGUGCCUUGUGAUCAUGAAUUCGAGGCAAACACCGGGCGUAUCGACUCAC